Molecule: messenger RNA, 1882 nt
Organism: Lipotes vexillifer (Yangtze River dolphin)
Lineage: Eukaryota; Metazoa; Chordata; Mammalia; Artiodactyla; Lipotidae
Gene: LRRC1
Product: leucine rich repeat containing 1
Exons: 14
Coding region: 264-1838 (524 amino acids)
Biological process (GO): receptor clustering; cell-cell adhesion; neurotransmitter receptor transport, endosome to postsynaptic membrane
Cellular component (GO): basolateral plasma membrane; postsynaptic membrane; postsynaptic density
Molecular function (GO): protein kinase binding
Source: RefSeq, a predicted model, not a curated record
UCAGAGCGGCGGUGGCGGCUGCGGUGCGGCCGGAGGGUGGGAGGGGCGCAGCGGCGGGCGGGCGGGGGCGCGGGGCCGGGUGGGGGGCGCCUCUCGCCCGAGGUUUCUGGGCGCUUUUGGGAGCGUGGAGCCCGGCGCGAGGUGCGAGCGAGCACGGGGGCCAACGAGCGUGGGGUGGGCGGCGGGCGGAGCGCAGCCGCCGGGCGGGCGGAGCGGGCGGGGAGCCUAGGUCUCCGCGGCUCGGGACCCGGCGGCGGGCGGCGAUGUUCCACUGCAUCCCCCUGUGGCGGUGCAACCGUCAUGUGGAGACCAUUGACAAGCGCCACUGCUCGCUGGUCUACGUCCCCGAGGAGAUCUACCGCUACGCCCGCAGCCUGGAGGAGCUGCUGCUGGACGCCAACCAGCUCCGCGAGCUGCCGGAGCAAUUUUUCCAGCUAGUCAAGUUACGAAAGCUUGGACUUAGCGAUAACGAAAUUCAGCGGCUCCCUCCAGAAAUAGCAAACUUCAUGCAGCUGGUGGAACUUGAUGUGUCCCGAAAUGAUAUUCCUGAAAUUCCAGAGAGCAUCUCAUUCUGUAAAGCACUACAGAUCGCUGACUUCAGCGGAAACCCACUGACUAGAUUGCCAGAAAGCUUUCCCGAAUUGCAGAAUUUGACAUGUCUUUCUGUAAAUGACAUCUCACUGCAGUCUCUGCCUGAAAAUAUUGGCAAUCUUUAUAACCUGGCUUCACUGGAACUGAGAGAGAAUCUUCUUACGUAUCUCCCUGACUCUCUAACCCAGCUACGGAGACUAGAAGAACUUGAUUUAGGAAACAAUGAAAUAUAUAAUUUGCCAGAAUCGAUUGGCGCUCUCUUACAUCUAAAGGAUCUCUGGUUGGAUGGAAAUCAACUGUCAGAAUUACCUCAGGAAAUAGGGAAUCUGAAGAACCUGCUCUGCUUAGAUGUCUCUGAAAACAGGUUGGAAAGACUUCCCGAAGAAAUCAGUGGCCUGACUUCGUUAACGGAUUUAGUCAUUUCCCAGAACUUGUUAGAAACACUCCCAGAUGGCAUUGGAAAACUAAAGAAACUGUCAAUCUUGAAGGUGGAUCAGAACAGACUCACCCAGUUGCCCGAGGCGGUUGGGGACUGUGAAAGCCUCACGGAAUUGGUUCUUACGGAAAACCGGCUCUUGACUUUACCUAAGAGCAUUGGAAAACUUAAGAAGUUGAGCAACUUGAAUGCAGACAGAAAUAAAUUAGUGUCUUUACCGAAAGAGAUCGGCGGGUGCAGCAGCCUCACCGUGUUCUGCGUGCGCGACAACAGGCUGACUCGGAUCCCUGCGGAGGUGUCACGGGCCACUGAGCUGCACGUCCUGGACGUGGCAGGGAACAGGCUGUCGCACCUGCCUUUCUCCCUGACCGCUUUGAAGUUGAAGGCUCUGUGGUUAUCAGACAACCAGUCCCAGCCCCUGCUCACGUUCCAGACGGACACUGACCACACCACCGGGGAGAAGAUUCUCACCUGUGUCUUACUUCCUCAGCUGCCUUCUGAACCUGCCUGCCAAGAGAACCUGCCUCGCUGUGGUGCCCUGGAGAGCUUGGUGAACGAUGUGUCCGAUGAGGCCUGGAAUGAGCGUGCAGUGAACAGAGUCAGCGCAAUCCGAUUUCUGGAAGAUGAAAAGGACGAGGACGAUAAUGAAACGAGAACACUCCUGAGACGAGCCACGCCCCACCCAGGGGAGCUCAAGAACAUGAAAAAGACGGUGGAAAAUUUACGGAACGACAGGAAUGCUGCUAAAGGACUGGAUUCCAACAAAAACGAGGUCAACCACACCAUUGACCGCGUGACCACGUCAGUGUAGAUGGCGCGUCCACGUCAUACCUCCCGAGUCAUCCUGCUGCGGAG